Molecule: messenger RNA, 1095 nt
Organism: Trichechus manatus latirostris (Florida manatee)
Lineage: Eukaryota; Metazoa; Chordata; Mammalia; Sirenia; Trichechidae
Gene: PRPH2
Product: peripherin 2
Exons: 3
Coding region: 20-1060 (346 amino acids)
Biological process (GO): visual perception
Cellular component (GO): plasma membrane
Source: RefSeq, a predicted model, not a curated record
AGGACUACCCCCUGCAAGCAUGGCACUGCUGAAAGUCAAAUUCGACCAGAAGAAGAGGGUCAAGUUGGCCCAAGGGCUUUGGCUCAUGAACUGGCUCUCCGUGUUGGCUGGCAUCAUCAUCUUCAGCCUCGGGCUAUUCCUGAAGAUCGAACUCCGGAAGAGGAGCGAUGUGAUGAAUAAUUCAGAGAGCCAUUUUGUGCCCAACUCCUUGAUCGGGAUGGGGGUGCUGUCCUGUGUCUUCAACUCUCUGGCUGGCAAGAUCUGCUAUGAUGCCCUGGACCCUGCCAAGUACGAUAAGUGGAAGCCCUGGCUGAAGCCGUACCUGGCCAUCUGCGUCCUCUUCAACAUCGCUCUCUUCCUCGUGUCCCUUUGCUGCUUUCUGAUGCGGGGCUCGCUGGAAAGCACCCUGGCCGACGGGCUCAAGAAUGGCAUGAAAUACUACCGGGACACAGACACUCCUGGCAGGUGCUUCAUGAAGAAGACCAUCGACACGCUGCAGAUUGACUUCAAAUGCUGUGGCAACAACGGCUUUCGGGACUGGUUUGAGAUUCAGUGGAUCAGCAACCGCUACCUGGACUUUUCCUCUAAAGAAGUCAAAGAUCGUAUCAAGAGCAACGUGGAUGGGCGGUACCUGGUGGAUGGUGUCCCCUUCAGCUGCUGCAACCCCAGCUCGCCGCGGCCCUGCAUCCAGUACCAGCUGACCAACAACUCGGCACACUACAGCUAUGACCACCAGACCGAGGAGCUCAACCUGUGGGUGCGCGGCUGCAGGGCUGCCCUGCUGAGCUACUACAGCAGCCUCAUGAACUCCAUGGGUGCUGCCACGCUUCUCAUCUGGCUCUUUGAGGUGACCAUCACCAUUGGGCUGCGCUACCUGCACACAGCACUGGAAAGCGUGUCCAACUCCGAGGACCCAGAGUGUGAGAGUGAAGGCUGGCUGCUGGAGAAAAGCGUGCAGGAGACAUGGAAGGCCUUCCUUGAAAGCUUGAAGAAGCUGGGCAAGAGCAACCAGGUGGAUGCCCAGGGCGAGGAUACAGGCCAGGCCCCAGAGGCCGGCUGAGGGCCCAGGGACCUUCCCUUCCUGAACACUGAGAA